Messenger RNA from Hibiscus syriacus, 1222 nucleotides. Its product is annotated as protein SAWADEE HOMEODOMAIN HOMOLOG 2-like. The record is from RefSeq and is a predicted model, not a curated record. Lineage: Eukaryota; Viridiplantae; Streptophyta; Magnoliopsida; Malvales; Malvaceae. Gene Ontology annotation, molecular function: chromatin binding; DNA binding. The transcript has 9 exons. The coding region runs from base 85 to 1095 and encodes 336 amino acids.
CGUAAACACAGUAAAAGAGAGAGAGAGAGAGAAGAAGAAGCAGAAGAAAAAACCCGCGCAAGUGAGAGUUGAGAGUCGGAAUAGAUGGGUCGGCUCCCGAGUAGUGGCCCUACCUUCCGUUUUACCCAAACUGAGGUUGCGGAGAUGGAGACUGUUCUUCAAGAGCACCAUAAUCAAAUGCCUGCUCGGGAGAUCCUUGUAAGUCUGUCCGACAAGUUCAGUGAAUCAGCAGAACGGAAAGGGAGGAUUGUUGUGCAAUUUAAGCAAAUAUGGAAUUGGUUCCAAAAUAGGCGCUAUGCAAUUAGGGCAAAAUCAAGUAAGGUUCCUGGGAAGUUAAGUGUGUCAUCUAUGCCUCGUGAUGAUACAAAUCCUCUGAGAAAUGUGCCUCAAUCUGUUUCUGCUCCCUUGCCUCCCCCUAUGAAUGCUCCAAAGUCUGCUGCUAUGCCUGCUACUACAGUUCCUGGUGCAGCAAGGCAUAUGUCAGAAUCUUACAUGGAGUUUGAAGCUAAAUCUUCAAGGGAUGGUGCAUGGUACGACGUUGCAACCUUUUUGGCCCAUAGAUAUUUGGAAACAGGUGAUCUGGAAGUACAGGUUCGGUUUGCUGGUUUUGGACCCGAGGAGGAUGAGUGGGUUAAUGUUUGCAAGCAUAUCAGGCAACGGUCCCUCCCAUGUGAAGCAUCCGAGUGUGUUGCAGUUCUUCCUGGGGACCUUGUACUUUGUUUUCAGGAAGGCAAAGAUCAGGCCCUUUACUUCGAUGCUGAUGUCCUUGACGCGCAAAGGCGGAGGCAUGAUGUAAGAGGUUGUCGUUGUAGAUUUUUGGUGCGAUACGAUCAUGAUCAGACCGAGGAAAUCGUACCUCUAAGGAAGGUUUGUCGCCGGCCCGAAACCGAUUACAGGCUGUUGCAACUGCAUGCCUUGAGUAACACAGAUCAGCAGAAAACCAGCACAGAUCCUUUGACAGCCACCGCACCAGCCGAUACAAUGCAGAAGCAGAAGAAUCUCGACGAAUCGAAGACAGCUCCACUAGGUCUUUCACAUACUAAUAUUUCAAUUGCUACUGGUGGCGCUUCUCAAAACAUGCACGGAGGAAAGUAGUAGGUUCAGACACUGAUUUUACAAAUGGGGCUAAGCCCCUCAUUGAAAUUCUAACCCUUUGUGUUCUCUGUUUGGGAUAUUAUCAUGUAAUUACGACAAAGUUCAUGAAAGUUCUAAUUUAGUCCUU